CCGCGGCGGCCAGACCGAUACGCAGCUCGACUUGUUGUCCUCCUGCGAGAAACAUGACGUCCUAUUCACUGCCUUCUGCCCUACUUCUGUCCGUGCUUUACACCUGCUCCCUGGCUGUCGUGUAUGAGGAGGACUAUGACGACGCUACUGUGAACCAGAUGCUGGCUCCUAAAUCCCAGGAAACAGACACCACGGAAAUACUCAAUAAUUUACUCAAAGAAUAUGAUAAGAAGCUGAGACCGGAUAUUGGAGUUAAACCAACUGUCAUAGAUGUUGACAUAUACGUGAACAGCAUCGGACCAGUGUCUUCAAUAAAUAUGGAAUACCAAAUUGACAUCAUCUUUGCCCAGACAUGGAUGGACAACCGCCUCAGAUACAACAGCACAAUGAAAAUACUGACUUUGAACAGCAACAUGGUUGGACUUAUCUGGCUACCAGACACCAUCUUCAGAAACUCCAAGAGCGCAGAUUCCCACUGGAUUACAAUGCCCAACCAGCUGCUAAGGAUAUGGAAUGAUGGGAAGAUACUUUAUACUUUAAGGCUGACCAUAAAUGCAGAGUGCCAGCUGAAGCUACACAACUUUCCAAUGGAUCAACACUCAUGUCCGCUCAUUUUCUCCAGUUACGGAUACCCACAAGAUGAGAUGAUUUACAAGUGGAGGAAGAACUCUGUGGCGGCGACUGACCAGAAAUCCUGGCGUCUGUACCAGUUUGAUUUUAUGGGUCUGAGAAACACUACGGACAUUAUAAAGACUAUAGCAGGGGACUAUGUAGUGAUGACGGUCUACUUUGACCUGAGCAGAAGAAUGGGCUACUUCACCAUCCAGACUUACAUCCCCUGCAUCCUUACCGUGGUUCUCUCCUGGGUGUCCUUCUGGAUCAAAAAGGAUGCCACGCCAGCCAGAACCGCUUUAGGUAUAACCACAGUCCUGACGAUGACCACCCUCAGUACUGUGGCCAGGACGUCAUUACCCAGAGUGUCUUAUGUCACCGCCAUGGAUCUUUUUGUCACUGUUUGCUUCCUGUUUGUCUUUGCUGCCCUAAUGGAGUACGCAGCGUUAAAUUACUACUCAAAGAGCAUCCGAGGGCCCAUGUGCAUAGAAACUAAAAGACUGAACUACUCUGUGUUGGAUAUGAGGUCUCCUCCACAUACUGUCGUCGCUUUCAACAACUCCACGUACUGGCAGGACUUUGAAGAGGCUUGUGUCUAUGAGUGUCUGGAAGGAAAAGACUGCCAGAGCUUCUUCUGCUGCUUUGAGGAAUGUAAAGAAGGCGCAUGGAGGAAAGGACGCGUCCACGUAGAUCUGCUCGAGCUGGAUGCAUACUCACGUGUCUUUUUUCCCACUUCUUUCUUGCUUUUCAACAUCGUCUACUGGGUAGGCUAUCUCUACCUUUAA
This is a messenger RNA of Cololabis saira (Pacific saury), 1397 nucleotides long. Its product is annotated as gamma-aminobutyric acid receptor subunit gamma-3. The transcript is spliced from 9 exons. The record is from RefSeq and is a predicted model, not a curated record. Gene Ontology annotation, molecular function: benzodiazepine receptor activity; transmitter-gated monoatomic ion channel activity involved in regulation of postsynaptic membrane potential; inhibitory extracellular ligand-gated monoatomic ion channel activity. NCBI's taxonomy places the organism in Eukaryota, Metazoa, Chordata, Actinopteri, Beloniformes, Belonidae. Gene Ontology annotation, cellular component: neuron projection; dendrite membrane; postsynapse. Gene Ontology annotation, biological process: nervous system process; chloride transport; synaptic transmission, GABAergic. Bases 54 to 1397 code for a protein of 447 amino acids.